Messenger RNA from Chenopodium quinoa (quinoa), 1483 nucleotides. RefSeq lists its product as uncharacterized. The coding region runs from base 942 to 1367 and encodes 141 amino acids. NCBI's taxonomy places the organism in Eukaryota, Viridiplantae, Streptophyta, Magnoliopsida, Caryophyllales, Amaranthaceae. The record is from RefSeq and is a predicted model, not a curated record. Gene Ontology annotation, molecular function: tocopherol cyclase activity. The transcript has 3 exons.
UUUACCUUAUGAUUAGGCUGCGAGUAAUUAGCAGAUUAACAUGUUAAACACAUGCUUGUUUUCAACAUGAGUUAGGCUCUAAGGCAUGGACUAGACCCUCAUAAUGAUGUAUGAAGAAGGUAGUAGGAGAGAGAUUUGACACUUUGCAAGAACAUUUGGUGGUAUUUAAAGCAGAAUGUUUAAUUUGUUUUUUUUUUUUUUUUUUUUUAUUUUUUUAUUUUUAUGAUUACUCUUUAAAAUUUGUGUUUUCCUGUUGAAAGAAGAUAGGCCUAGCUUGUAUUUUGCAUUUUUAGCAGUGAGUAAUGGGGGCGUACUCCAUUUUUAGCAUCAUGAUCAACAUCAAUCUGCCACCAAUGCAUAUUAAAAGGCCCAUCCCCAUCAUGAUUCUGUUGAUAUUUGAUAACAUUAGAAUGCUUUGUGGAUUCUGUUCAACAGAACCAUGUUUGAAGCUUGAGUAUAGGUUUUAGCUGACAAUAAAUUAUGUGAUUUUACCAUUCUGAUAACACUUGUGUAUACUGUUAUUUACUUAGAAAUCUUGGUCUAACUAAUGUUCAAUAGUUAAGAUCAUGGGAAUAAAUUAAAUGGCUUUUAAAUACAAAAUAUAUAUAUUUGAAAACUACUGAAAUUAUCAUGAUUGAUGAGAAUAUAUAAUACAAGUACAUAAUACAUAAAAAUAGGACCAGCUAAUAUUAGGAUAGUUUAGUGGGCCAUAAUGAUGAUGUUAACCCCAAAACCUCACCUUUUUCUUCCUUAUUCACGACUAAACCCACUCAAUACCUCCCACCUUUCCUCACUUCUUCUUUCUUUCUCUUUCUAUACUUCUUCAAUUUGUCACCCAUUUUGUAUAACUUGCAUCAUAGUUUGGUUUGCUAUCAGAAUGUGACCACCCAUUUUGUAUAACUUGCAUCAGGUUUUGGCGAAACAGCUCACCAACCUCUGGAAUGGAUGUUAAUUCCACAUUGACUUGUCCUAUAUGUCGCAAGCUUUCGUAUUUUGUCAUUCCAAGUGUGCUUUGGUAUUUUUCGAAAGAGGAGAAAGAUGAAACUGUUGACAGUUUCAUGGCCAAGCUCAAGUCAGACUAUGUUGAAACAGUGAAAACAGCUCACUGGGAGUAUAGUACUCGUCCUGGGGCAAUGUCAGUUCAAAACAAAAAUCCACUGCAGGUUGGCUUGCUGCUUUUCCUGUUUUUGAACCUCAUUGGCAAGUAUGCAUGGCAGGGGGACUGUCAACAGGUGGGAGUGCACCAUGCUGGAAUUUUCUAUGAAUUUGUACCAUGGAAUGGGUUUGUUGAGUGGGAGAUUGCACCAUGUGGCUAUUGGAAGAUUUCGGCUGAUAAUGGAUCAUACCUAGUAGGCUGUAACUCGUAACAGUAGGCAGCACCAACAAGGAGCAAAAUGCACCAGCCAGAACUGCAAAACAGGCAGCAUAUAGCUAUCGGAACCUUUUUUUUUUUUUCGUUUUUUAAAGUGUAAUAUUACAAGUU